Messenger RNA from Jatropha curcas, 1032 nucleotides. The record is from RefSeq and is a predicted model, not a curated record. NCBI's taxonomy places the organism in Eukaryota, Viridiplantae, Streptophyta, Magnoliopsida, Malpighiales, Euphorbiaceae.
CCAGAAACCAUCAGUCUGGAACCUAAUUCGUACAGGAGCAUUAAAGUAUCAGUGGAUGAUUUAGAACUCAAUUCACCUUCAUCUCCCGUGUCUUCACUUUGUCAAGAACCAGAGGCAACAAAGUGUUGUAAUACAAUGGGAGAAGAAGAAAAUGAACAAGAGGAAGAUGAAGUUAUGAGUUCUUAUGUUAUUGAGAUUAAUUCUGAUCAUAGAGAAGUGUCUGGCGAAGCCAUUUCUAUUGAUGAAGCAAUUGCAUGGGCUAAAGAGAAGUUUCAGUCACAGAAUUUUGACAGACAACAGAAAGAAGAUCACUCUGCUGACAAAUUAGAAGUUAAUCAAAAUUUUGGAGAAACACCAAAGGCGCAAGAAUUUGUAGAAAUAAUGCAAUCUCCCCCGGAAGAAGAGCUAAAGAAAUGGAGAAGUGAAGAAGAAAGAGUCCAAUCAGAAAAAGAUAUGGAGAUGGAACUACUGGAUGAAGACAUCAGGUUAUGGUCAGCUGGCAAGGAGACUAAUAUCCGUUUACUUCUUUCAACGUUACAUCAUAUUCUAUGGCCCAACAGUGGUUGGUAUGCAACUCCUUUGACAAGCCUAAUUGAAAGCUCACAAGUAAAAAAGGCCUAUCAGAAAGCAAGGUUAUGUCUCCACCCUGAUAAAUUGCAACAAAGAGGAGCUACACUUCCACAGAAGUAUGUUGCAGAAAAGGCAUUUUCCAUUCUCCAGGAUGCUUGGGCUGCAUUCAUCUCCCAAGAUGUGUUCUUUUAACUCGUAGACAAUUCAGGAUCUCUCCUCUUGUAAACAGUUUUGAGAAGCUUGGAUGUGAUAUUUGAAGUAUGAAGCUGAUUGUCAAAUAUCUCACAAAUGAAUGCACACAAAGCAUCUGUUAUCAGGUGGUAAAGUGCAUGAGAUCUUUGUAUUUGAGAAUUUUGUAUGUUCAUCUGAUGCCUAACUUGCUUUUCUCUUCCAUCAUUAUAAACUAAAUAAUAUGAACAUGAGACGAUAGUAUUGUUGAUAUCAGUUAUAUUUGGGCUUGUA